AUCUGUUAUUGGUUACGCUUGUCAUAUGACUAUUUUAUUUCGGUAUUUUAUUGGUCGGUACCGAUGCGUCAAUGAACGUAUCGAUUGCUUAUUGGGCUAUUUUUCUGUGAUGUCAUUAGAAAGGGCAUGUUCGUAAAACGAAUGUUUUGGAGAAGGAAAACAAACAAAGAUGGCGGAGGAAGUGUUCUCGGGUCCAAGCGUUAGUAAUAAUGACAAUUCAAGCUCGUUAUCUAUAGUUAACCAGUCAGAAGCGAUAGAACCCGCUAAAAAGAAAUUAAGAACUGAAGAAUCAACCGAUCAUAAAGAUGAGAAAUUAGAACAUAGACUUGGGGGGAUAUUAUGUUGCGCCGUAUGUCUGGAUCUACCAAGAACAGCCAUUUAUCAGUGUACCAAUGGUCAUCUGAUGUGUGCAGGAUGCUUUACGCACCUGCUGGCAGAUGCCCGUCUUCGAGAUGAAACUGCCUCAUGUCCAAAUUGUCGAACAGUAAUCAGCAAGGAUUCAUGUUCUCGUAAUUUGGCAGUGGAAAAAGCAGUUUGUGAAUUACCUGCUGAAUGUCAGUUUUGUUCCAGGGAACUGCCAAGAGUACAACUUGAGCAUCAUGAAUCUGAACUUUGUGAUGAAAGAUUAACUAGUUGUCAGUUCAAUCGAAUUGGAUGCCAGUGGCGAGGACCAUAUCAUGAAUCGCAAUUACAUGAACAGCUUUGUGUUCAUCCUCAGAAAAGUGGACGAGAUGUAAUGGAAGCUUUGGCAUUAGUAGAUCAACAACUAUUACAAGAGAAACAGCUGUACAGUCGGAUAUUUGAAUUACUUUCAUUUGAAAAAAUUACAUUCAAUGAUCUACAGUUCAGGCCUUACAGAACAGAUGAAUUCAUUCAUAAAUUAUAUUAUGAAACAUCUCGUUUCACAGCUUUUAAUAACCAAUGGGUAGUCAAAGCUUUUAUUAAUGAUAAUCAACGUGAUCCUACCCAAUCCUGUGAAAGAAGUCUUACAUACCAACUUGUUCUCAAAAGUAAAGUCUCUAGCCCUCUUGGAAUUUAUUACAUAAUUCUAAAAGGUCCUUUUGGUGAUAUGAAAAUCCAUCCUAGAGUAUACACUUUUGAGUUUAACGAGAGCCAAUGUGAAAGUACCUAUCAGCCAUUUUCUUUAUAUGAUUCUGCUGAAUGUAACAGAUUACUAGCUGCCAAAGCUAUCAAUUUUCGACUCAUAAUGUUUCAGAUCCCAAAGUAAAUAUUCAAAAUUAUGUCUAAAUUACAGUUAUGUAAUCUAGUUCAUAAUAAAUGUCAAAAUUGAAUGUAUUUAUGUAUAUUUGUGAUGUGUUUAAAAAUUUUAUGUAAUUUACUGUUUGCUGUGACUAGAUAAAUCAAGAUACAUCUUUCUGGCAACCAUAAAUACCAUUUACAAUUGCCAUAAGUUAAAAAUAAUUUGCAAAAGGAAACAAAAAGUUACAUUUCUAAUAAAUAGCAUUUCAAUGAAUCUGUAA
Messenger RNA from Centruroides sculpturatus (bark scorpion), 1481 nucleotides. Its product is annotated as cysteine and histidine-rich protein 1 homolog. The record is from RefSeq and is a predicted model, not a curated record. Gene Ontology annotation, cellular component: nucleus. The coding region runs from base 170 to 1228 and encodes 352 amino acids. The transcript is spliced from 5 exons. NCBI's taxonomy places the organism in Eukaryota, Metazoa, Arthropoda, Arachnida, Scorpiones, Buthidae. Gene Ontology annotation, molecular function: zinc ion binding.